GAAAUUUGUGAGUGUUCGUUCGUGUGCCGGUUGCCAAUUUUUCUUCGGUUAUUAGGUUUCCAGAUAGAUUUAAGUUCAGCUAGAAUAAAGUGUAACAAAAUGCUGACGGAAACGACGCUAACACUCAUACAAAUAUUAGAAAAGACUAUAUCACCAGAUCGAAAUGAAUUGGAAGCCGCUGAAAAAUACCUUGACCAUGCAGCUGUCACCAACUUCACAACCUUUAUCAAGAUGCUGUCAGAUGUGCUGGUACAAGGAGGAAAUAGCCAAGUGGCUAGAAUGGCUGCUGGAUUGCAGCUGAAAAACCACUUGACAUCCAAAGAUCCCACUUUAAAAUUGCAAUAUCAGCAACGAUGGCUAGCACUACCUGAGGAUAUAAGACUUUAUAUUAAAAAAAAUAUCUUAGCAGCAAUAGGAACUGAGAAUAGUAGGCCUAGUUCUGCAGCACAGUGUGUUGCAUAUGUAGCAGUGGCAGAGCUUGCUGAAGGACAGUGGAAUGAACUCAUUCCCAUGCUUGUAGAAAAUGUUCUUAAUGCUCAAUCAACAGAAUUGAAAAAAGAAGCAAGCUUAGAGGCUAUCGGUUAUAUAUGUCAAGAAAUAGAUGCAGAAGUAUUAACAGAAAAAAGUAAUCCAAUUUUAACUGCUAUUAUCCAUGGAAUGAGAUCUACUGAACCUAGUAGUUAUGUUCGCCUUGCUGCAACACAAGCACUGCUUAACUCACUCGAGUUCACAAAAGCUAAUUUUGAUAAAGAAAACGAAAGAAACUUUAUAAUGGAAGUUGUUUGUGAAGCAACACAAUCUAGUGAUAUGAGGAUAAGUGUAGCAGCACUUCAAUGUUUAGUAAAAAUUUUAACUCUAUACUAUCAAUACAUGGAACCAUACAUGGGACAAGCUCUAUUUCCUAUUACCUUAGAAGCAAUGAAAUCUGAUGUUGAUGAGAUUUCAUUACAAGGUAUUGAAUUCUGGUCAAAUGUAAGUGAUGAAGAAAUCGAUCUGGCUAUCGAAAUGGCUGAGGCAGCAGAAGCAGGCCGUCCACCAGUUAGGACAUCGCGAUUUUAUGCCAGAGGAGCACUACAGUAUAUUGCUCCAGUCCUUAUGCAAAAACUCACCAAGCAAGACGACUCUGAUGAUGAACUUGAAUGGAACCCAUCUAAAGCUGCUUCAGUGUGUUUGAUGUUACUUUCAAACUGCUGUGAAGAUGAGAUUGUUCCAAAUGUUUUGCCUUUCAUUCGUACUAAUAUCAAAAAUGAAAAUUGGAGAUACAGAGAAGCUGCACUAAUGGCUUUUGGUUCCAUCUUAGGAGGUCUUGAAGCAAACACUCUUGUUCCUCUUGUGGAAGAAGCUAUGCCUACUUUGAUUGAGGCUAUGUAUGAUUCUAGUGUAGCAGUGAGAGAUACAGCUGCAUGGACAAUUGGCAGAAUUUGUGAAAUUGUUCCUGAAGCAGCUAUCAAUGACACAUAUAUCAAACCACUAUUAGAAAGUCUUGUUAGGGGCCUCAAGGCUGAGCCUCGUGUCGCUGCAAGUGUUUGCUGGGCAUUCACUGGUCUAGCUGAAGCGGCUUAUGAGGCUGCCGAUAGUAGCGAUUCGCAUCAACCAAAAACUUAUUGCAUGUCAUCUUACUUUGAUUACAUUGUUGAGCGUCUUUUGGAAACAACUGAUCGUCAAGACGCAGCUCAACAUAACCUAAGAUCAGCAGCUUAUGAAGCACUCAUGGAGAUGGUUAAAAAUUCUCCUACAGAUUGCUAUGUCACUGUGCAAAAAACUACAAUGGUUAUACUAGAAAGGCUGCAACAAGUACUACAAAUGGAGAAUCACAUCUCCAGUCAGGUUGACAGAUCUCAGUUUAAUGAUCUACAGAGUCUCUUAUGUGCCACUUUACAAUCUGUACUUCGGAAAGUUACACCGGAGGAUGCCCCUCAGAUAUCUGACGCUAUAAUGACGGCACUUUUAACAAUGUUCGCUGGUAACGCGGGUAAGACAGGUGGCGUCCAAGAAGACGCUUUAAUGGCGGUAUCCACACUGGUUGAAGUAUUAGGUGAAGGCUUCCUUAAAUAUAUGGAUGCAUUUAAACAAUAUCUCUAUGUUGGGCUCAAAAAUCAUCAAGAGUACCAAGUAUGUGUGUCCGCUGUCGGUGUAACUGGCGAUAUCUGUCGCGCUCUAAAGAGUAAGGUGCUCCCAUAUUGUGAUGAAAUCAUAUUUCUCUUAUUAGAGAACCUUGGUGAUCCAUCUAUUCAUCGCUCAGUGAAACCUCAAAUUUUAUCUGUAUUUGGAGAUAUUGCCCUGAGCAUUGGUCCUGAUUUUAAGAAAUAUUUUGAUGUGGUUAUGCAAAUGUUACAACAGGCAAGUAGCGCACAAGUUGAUCGUAAUGAUUAUGACAUGGUUGAAUACUUAUGUGAGUUACGAGAAAGUGUUCUGGAAGCUUACACAGGUAUCAUUCAAGGAUUGAAAGGGGCAAGUGGAGAGGUGCAGUCGGACGUGGCGCUGGUGGAGCCGCACGUGGGCGCCAUCGUGAACUUCAUGAUCCAGGUGGCGUCGGAACCCGAGCGCACGGACGGGCACAUGUCGGUGAUCGCGGGGCUGACGGGCGACCUGUGCACGGUGUUCGGGCUGCGCGUGCUGCCCAUGCUGGAGACGCGGCCGCUGCUGGACCUGCUGCAGGUGGCGCGCCUGUCGCGCACGCCGCGCACCAAGACGCUGGCCAACUGGGCCACCAAGGAGAUCCGCAAGCUCAAGCAGCAGGCGCCUCUCGCUAGCUGAUUUGAAACCACGUGGAACAACAGUGAUGUAACGAAGUUUCAGACAACUUAUUGCUGGUAAACUCAAAUAUAAUAUUGGGAGGUCAUAUCAUGUCAUUAUUUGUAAGUCGUUAGGUGCAUUAUUUUUAGGCCUUAGAGAAUGCUUAUUUUCGUUUCAAUUUUAAAACUUGCUCUCUGUGACAUUGUCUACAUUUACUUCAUAUCGCAAAAUUUACAUAUUAUAAUCAUGUAUGUGUCUAUUAUUACUUAUUUGAAUUGAAGCGUAAGAUCUAACAACGCAAUUACCGAUAUUUUCGAAAUGGAUAAUGUACUAUUUCGAAUUUGAUAACUAUUUAUACUAUAUUAUAUGUUGUUAAUGUUUUAAAUUAAAACUUAGGAGCCAAGUGCUAAGCGCGGAGCUUCAAAUUUUGUAAACAUCAAAUUCGAAAUAGAAUUUUAACUCGUUCAUUAAAAAUUAAAUAAUUAUAUUGAAUUUAUGAGUUACUUGUUGUUAUAUCUUAAGCAAUGAUAUGUGGCUUUUGAUAUUUAAUGGAAAUUUCCUAUUAUAGAUGCAUUUAUCUAUAAAUAUUCACUUCCUAUAACAUUAUUGUAAUUCAAUGCUUAAUACGUGUAUAAUAAGCUGCUUCCGACAGAUGUACAAGGAAUUAUUUUAUUUGUGUAUCACAAAGUGAUCAACGUGCGGCCAAUGCACCUAGCGCGGUAUAUUUGAAACAUUAUGUAAAGCCUCACCAUUAUCAUUUCAUAAUAAUCUUAAUAAAAAAAAAAACGUUAAAGCAUUUUCCUAUUUGGUAUUAUAGAUACAGACAGUGGCUGUGGUAUCUUUACUUAUGUGAAGCGAAAGAGAAUUGAAUGAAAGUUGAAGUAUGUUAUUAUAGGCAUGCACAUAUGCAAGGGAUUGUGAAUUUUAUAAAUUAUUAUUGUUUUGUAAGAUAUUUGAAAGGAAUCGUGGAUGACGAAGAAUGUUUGUGUGAUGUGUGUGCGAUCAGCAUUUUGUAAACUUAGACAUGUUAUCAGCCCUGACGAAGGUUUGGUAUUAAUGUAUAAGGUUCCGUCGAAGUUACGAGCGAGACUUAAGGACGCCAUAUUGGUGUAUUAUGCUUUUUAUUCAUCAUAACUAUUUUAAUAAGAAAACGUCACUGCCGACCACUAGAAAAAGAUCAAACUAUUAAAUAUAUAAUUUAAAAAACAAAUAUUUUUUAUAUUUGCAUGUCAAAAUGUAUUUUCUACUUGGUCUUAUGUAAUAAUUUUUAAAUAUCAAAUUUACAUUAAGUGUUUAUUACAUAAUUAGUAAUUCAUUAAAAUUAUUAAAAACAUAUAUAUUCAUAUACAAUAACAUUGAAUGGAAUUGCAACAUAUUAUGACAGUAUAUAAUAUUGUUUUUGCUAAAAUUAGAGAUAAAUACUUUAAGCAAUUCUAUUAUAAAAUUACUACAUACAUGAUUUAUGUUUACUAAUUUAGUGAUUUAUUUAUGAAUAAUAUAUUAUUAUUAACAAGAAAUAUUAAUUAAUGUUAUUUUUGUGAUGAAUAAAAAGUCAGCCUGCCUUUAGUCUCGAUCUCAUGUUUUGUACAUAUGUAAUUAACAGCUCUUUUUCCUUUACAUGGUACGUUUUAUUGGCGAAACAUUGGCCAAAAUCAAGCACUGACACUAACAAAUUAUUGUAUAAAUAAUUAAUUGUGCUUCCGUCGUUUUCAAAGUUAUCUUAUAAAGAAUUGUUUUCGAAUCUCAAAUGAGUAUAGUGUAAAUUUCUUUCCAGUUUUAUACGGCUAAUUUGUUAAACUUACGUAUUGUCGCUUGUGACUAUUAAUUAAUUGAUUACAUUAUUAAAAACUGUUUUUCUUUUACAAUUUACACGUCAGUGCCUUUAUGCAUUCGAAGUUUUUAUCGGGUUCGUAAUUUCUUAUCGCGUCAAUGUCAAACAUUCGCGGAAUAUAAUUUGUAACGGAUACUGAGCGAUAAAUCUAUUUUCCAAUAACAGUAGUUGUAACGUUAUGGACUGAAGAGCUUGAUAAAAGCAGAUUGUAAAACAAAUUGUUUUAAUUUAAUUCGUAUAUUGAGUGUUUGCUAGUCUGUGAGCAUCACUGACAGGGAUGAUGUUUGCGCGAAUUAUGCAAGAUUUUUUACGAGAUGUGUGUCGUUACUUCUAGAGCUCAUAAACAUGAUAUGGAUGUGCUUAAAUAUAACGAACCAGUGAUUGUAUAUCGUCUGCCAAGCUCGAAGCUAGUAGAUACAGUAUGGUGUUUAUGAGACUCAUUGGUAUUGUGUUUUUACAUAAUAUGCGUAUAUAUGCUCAUGUAAUACGUACUGAUUGAUAAUUUUUUCAUUAAUCUGUUAUAUUAUGUAGGUACUUAUAUUAAGGAUGAUAGGAGAAUAUGUAUGAGGACUAGUGCCAUGCCAUGAAAGGUUCUGAAUUAGAAUCAUAGGCAUCCGAGUCGAUGAAUACCACCCACUUUUCCUGCGCGAAACAAAUAUUAUUUAAAAUAUUAUUUUGUUACAUCUUUUAAUUUCUUUUGUUUUGCUCAUAAAUACUAUCCUGUAAACAGUUCUACGAUAUUAAAAGCAAUUUUAAAGUUAAA
Messenger RNA from Vanessa atalanta (red admiral), 5330 nucleotides. RefSeq names its product importin subunit beta-1 (gene Fs(2)Ket). Bases 100 to 2757 code for a protein of 885 amino acids. NCBI's taxonomy places the organism in Eukaryota, Metazoa, Arthropoda, Insecta, Lepidoptera, Nymphalidae. The record is from RefSeq and is a predicted model, not a curated record. Gene Ontology annotation, cellular component: cytoplasm; nucleus. The transcript is spliced from 10 exons. Gene Ontology annotation, molecular function: nuclear import signal receptor activity; small GTPase binding. Gene Ontology annotation, biological process: protein import into nucleus.